AUGGCUGCAACCUACAAGUACCCGUGUUGUGACUGCAAUGAAUCGUACGAUGCCAGCGUCCAGUGCGAAAGAUGUGAAGAAUGGUACCAUUUCGAGUGCGUUGGUGUCGACGAAUCCGUUGCAGAGGUCAUAUGGUUCUGCUCGACCUGUAUCGGUGAGGAUAGAUCGAUUCGUGAGUCGCUGGGGGCACCAGGACGGACCAGGAUUCAUCCGGUGGUGAUCGAUCAUCCAUCUGCUAAUGCUGAAGGUAGCGGUACAGAGGUCGGUAAGGUAGCAAAUAAGAACAUAUCAUCGACUAAACGUCGCAUAAGUAGGGCCCAAGCACAAGAUGAUGAUAGCAAUAAAUCAGAUCAGGAGCAGGAAAGUUCUGAUGAAGACGAAAAUCAAGACGUGGCAAAGGAAAAAGUAGAAGACCACGCAAAGUUCUUGAAUGAGCUUUUAAAAUCGUUUGAUCGUUGUCAUAGUCAACCCGUGCGCGUACAAUCGAGUAAAUCGAGUGGUAUCGGUAAAAGGGGACUCCGGAAAAGUGCCAGUGUACCGUCGGCAAAGUCUGCCUCGACACGUUCUCGUGCGUUGAAGGAACUUCGCGAACUGGAGGAGAAAAACAAGUUGGACGAACUCGAGGAGGAAAACCAACGGAAAUUUCUGGAACUUCAACGAAAGCAGAUUACCAGACGAAAAGAAGCGCUCAAAAGGAGGAUCGAAUUGAGGAUGAUCAUCAACGAGGAUGCUGAAGAUGAUUCGGAUUCAGUGAACGAAGAAGUGGAAGAAUCGACGAACAGAAGCAGGAAAAAGCAGCCGGAGGAGCAGAUCCCGAAGAGUUUGGGUGCAAUUCCGAUGGUUCCACGAAAAAGGUCUACCGAAGAUGAUAUGCAGGACCUAUAUGAUCGCUUCAAGAAACUUUUGGAAGAAAAGAAUCCUCGAAAGUCAGCACCAAAGCUGCCCACCACGAAGAAGAGCACCAAGCGUGCAUCGAAUCCGGUACUGCCACGCCCUUCUUUUGAAAAGGAUGAUGACGCACUGAGAUCAAUCCUUGGUGGCGGGGACUCCGAUGAUGAAGUCAUUGUGGAAGGACCAACACGGCUCCAAAUAGCAUCCCGUCAGGUCUUUCCACGGAGUCUACCCAAGUUCUACGGAGCAGCCGAAGAGUGGCCGAUAUUCAUCAGCGCUUAUGAGCAAGCAAACUUGUCGUGUGGAUUCACCAACGCCGAGAAUUUGGUUCGCUUACAAGACGCGUUGAAGGGUAGAGCGUUGGAAACGGUUCGGAACCGAUUGCUGCUACCAGAAAACGUGCCGCUUAUCAUUGAAAAGCUGCGGAAGAGAUUCGGGAACCCGGAAAUUCUAUCAACCAGGUUAGCAACCAAAGUUCAACAGCUAGAAGGACCCAGCUCGGAGAGUUUGGAGUCGGUGAUCGAGUUCGGAAGUGCGGUUGAAGAAUUCACCCAGCAUCUCAAGGCAGCAGGACUGGUUGACCACUUGAAGAACCCAAUUCUAAUGCAGAGUUUAGUCCAAAAACUGCCAUCGUAUUAUGCUAUGGAGUGGGUGGACUACAAACGUCGCGCUAGAACGGUCGAUUUGGAGACGUUUGGUGGUUUCAUGGAGGGUCUGGUGGAAAAGGCAUUGGAAGCGACCUUCGAAAAAGCAGAGUUGGACGGAAAGGUCAAAAGAAAGGCUUUCGUUCAUGCUACAGACGGAAGAAAUCAAGACAGCCAGCAAAGCCGGAUGGAGUCGAAGAUGGAGCAGAGAUCGUCGAAUCAGUUGCAGCAGAAGUCGCAAAGCCAGCCACAGCAACGAGAACUGAAGUGUUCGGUCUGCCAGAAGCCUGGACAUUAUGGAAGAUAUUGCCAGGAGUUCCUGAAACAGAGCUUGGACGAGCGGUGGAAAACAGUGAAGCGGUUGAACCUGUGUCCGCUUUGUCUGUACGACCACGGGCAACGAUCGUGUCGCAUCCGGAUAGCCUGUAAAGUGGACGGUUGUCAGGAGUACCACAAUGCUCUGCUACAUAGUGGCCCGAGUGAAGGAACCUCGCGAGCUCGAGUGCAAUGCAACAGUCAUCGUCAGCAGGAACGUGCAGUACUAUUCAGGAUGGCUCCAGUGACGCUCUACAACGGCAAGAAGAAGAUUGAUACGCUUGCUCUAAUCGACGAAGGAUCGUCAAUAACUAUCGUGGAUAGCGAAUUGGUGGAAUCGUUGGGAGCUGAUGGGCCGGUGGAAUCGUUGCAGAUGUGCUGGACAAAUGGUGUUCAGCGGACAGAGAAUCGGUCGAAGAAAGUUACGCUCGAGAUCUCCGCCAAAAAUUCGCCGUAUCGCUACGAUUUGAUGGAAGCCCGCACGGUGCACAAACUGGAUCUCCCUACACAACAGAUGGAUUCCCGGAAAUUGAAGGAGCAGUUCGAACAUCUCAAGGACAUACAGAUUCCCAGUUACGAAGUAGCUACACCGAAGGUGUUGAUUGGAAUCGACAACGCCCACCUGAUCGCGCCAUUGGACUCCCGAGUUGGAGAUUCUGGUGAGCCUGUUGCAGUUCGUUGCAAUCUCGGCUGGACGUUGUAUGGCCCGCGUCCAAAUGUCGUCAGCAGUGUAAACUUCUUGGGACAUCAUCGUUGUGUGUGUGAAGAAUGUAGCAUUGCAGAUAAGAAGCUGGAUGAAGCGUUGAAGCAGAAUUAUCAACUGGAGGAGGUCGGAACUUCGGUGAUUCGAUUGGAGUCAAGGGAAGAUCGCAGAGCGCGUGAGAUCCUAGAAAAGACGACCAAGAGAAUUGGUGAGAGGUUUGAAACCGGACUGCUCUGGAAGGAAGAUGACGUGCGAUUCCCUGAAAGCUUUGACAUGGCCUUGAAGCGGUUGCGAAGUUUGGAAGCUCGGAUGAAACGAAAUCCUGGGGUGCGAGAAAACUUGCAGAAGCAGUUGGAGGAAUAUCUCGCCAAAGGCUACGCGCAUCGCAUCACCGAGCGGGAGUUGAAAGAGACGCCGAAGGGAAUGGAAUGGUACCUACCCUUGAAUUACGUGGUGAAUCCGAAGAAACCGGGCAAGGUGCGAUUGAUUUGGGAUGCGGCAGCGAAAGCACAUGGCGUGUCGUUUAACGAUAAACUGUUGACGGGACCGGACAUGAUAACGUCGUUGCCAGUUGUGAUAAGUGGUUUCCGUGAGAGACGUGUGGCGUUUGGAGGUGACAUCAGAGAGAUGUUUCACCAAGCAAAGGUUCGUCUGGAGGAUCGUCAAGCACAACGAUUUCUGUUCCUGGGUCCGAACGGAGAGGUGGAGAUUUUUGUGAUGGAUGUCGUGAUCUUCGGUUCUAGUUGCUCGCCAUGCUCUGCCCAGUUUGUGAAGAACCUGAACGCACGCGAACAUUCCGAGCAGUACCCUGAAGCUGCAGAUGCUAUUGUCCGGAAGCAUUACGUCGAUGAUUAUUUCGACAGCACCGAUACUGAAGCGGAAGCAGUCAAACUAGCGAUGGAUGUCAGAAAGGUGCACGCAAAUGGAGGUUUCGAGAUACGGAACUGGGUCAGUAACUCGGAGGUGGUCCUGCAGGAGCUUGGAGAGCCAAAGUGCGCGGCGAAGCCUCUAGAAGUGGACAAGUCCUGCGAAUUCGAACGAGUCUUGGGGAUGUUAUGGGACCCGGAGGGAGAUAACUUCAUCUUCUCGACGGAGAUUCGGCAAGACCUUCAGCCAUACAUUCGGGAAGGUGCUUGGCCAACGAAGAGGAUUGCGUUACGGUGUAUAAUGAGUAUGUUUGAUCCGAAGCAGUUCUUGGCUCCUCUGCUCAUACAUGGCCGCAUCAUCAUGCAGGAUUUGUGGCGCAGUGGAAUCAAGUGGGACGAAAGGCUGACCGAGAAACAUUAUGAACGGUGGGUGAAAUGGACACAGUUAUUCCAUCUGAUCGACGAGAUCCGAGUUCCUAGGUGCUAUCUGGGCAGACUAGAUUCGAAGGCGUACGAUACGGUACAGUUGCAUGUGUUCACCGAUGCUGGCGAUGCGGCUUACGGGUGCGUUGCUUAUUUCCGAUUUGAGGACGGCGGAGUCGUUCACUGCGCAUUCAUCGAGGCAAAAGCGAAGGUGGCACCAUUGCAGUACCUGUCUACGCCACGAAUGGAGCUAGAAGCUGCUGUUCUAGGCGCGCGGCUGAUGAAGUCAAUCUGCGAUAGUCAUUCUGUUCCUGUUUUGAAGUGGUUCCUGUGGUGCGAUUCGUAUACUGUUGUGUCGUGGGUGAAGUCUGACCAACGAAGGUACAAACCUUUCGUUGCCCACCGAAUCGGAGAGAUUCUCAGCAUCACAAACCCUGAAGAUUGGCGCUGGGUAGGUACGAAGGACAAUCCAGCAGACGACCUAACGAAAUGGGGAAAAGGAACGGAAAUCAAGUCGGAGAGUCGUUGGUAUCGAGGUCCGGAGUUCCUGUAUAAAGACGUGUCAGAGUGGCCGAAGCAGAAACGUCCGGUGGUGGAGGUUCAAGAAGAACUACGCGCAAGCCUGCUGCUGCAUCAUAUUCUUUUGCCUGAGGGGUUGAUGGAGAGGAUGCAGCAUAUUUCUCGGUGGAUGGUGAUGGUGCGAACGGUAGCAGUAGUGUUCCGUUUUGUGUCCAACUGUCGUCGUCGGAUCAAAAAGAUGCCGAUCGAAGCGUUGCCGAUUGAUGCUAAGCAAGCUGGACGUAGAGCGUUUGCAGCAGUUGAGGUACCGUUGCGGCAGGAAGAAUAUAUGUCUGCCGAAUCGUUGCUGUGGAGGAUAGUGCAAGCAGAGGAGUUCGCGGACGAGGUGAAGACACUCAUGAAGAAUCGGGAUUCAUCUGUAGCUCAAGAUUUACCACUGGAAAAGUCGAGUCCGAUUUAUCGCUUAUCACCAUUUCUGGAUGAAGAAGGAAUUGUGCGGAUGGAAGGUCGGACCGAGGCGGCUGACUACGUGGCGUUUGAUGCGAGGUUCCCGAUCAUUCUGCCGAAAGAUCACGUGGUGACCAAGAGACUGGUGCAACAUUAUCAUCGACAAUAUAGCCACGGUAGCAGGGAAACGGUAGUGAAUGAAAUUCGGCAGCGAUACUACAUCCCUUGUCUACGCGUGUUGGUGGAGCAAGUGAUGCGGGAGUGCAUGUGCGAUUGGCUGCGAAGAUCGAUCCGUUUUCAAACGUGGGCAUCGAUUAUUUCGGACCGCUAG
Molecule: messenger RNA, 5139 nt
Organism: Ochlerotatus camptorhynchus
Lineage: Eukaryota; Metazoa; Arthropoda; Insecta; Diptera; Culicidae
Exons: 2
Coding region: 1-5139 (1712 amino acids)
Source: RefSeq, a predicted model, not a curated record